This is a messenger RNA of Umbelopsis ramanniana AG, 431 nucleotides long. RefSeq lists its product as uncharacterized. Gene Ontology annotation, biological process: mRNA splicing, via spliceosome. Gene Ontology annotation, cellular component: U6 snRNP; U4/U6 x U5 tri-snRNP complex; precatalytic spliceosome. NCBI's taxonomy places the organism in Eukaryota, Fungi, Mucoromycota, Umbelopsidomycetes, Umbelopsidales, Umbelopsidaceae. The coding region runs from base 40 to 324 and encodes 94 amino acids. The record is from RefSeq and is a predicted model, not a curated record. The transcript is spliced from 4 exons. Gene Ontology annotation, molecular function: RNA binding.
AAGAAAACUUUGCUAUUGAUCCUUUUACACCUUAGCAGAAUGAGCAUCCUGAACAGUUUCGUUGACAAGUUUGUGUCGGUGAUCACUUUGGACGGCCGUGUCAUAGUGGGCACCGCAAGAGGAAUCGAUACCACUGGAAAUAUUAUAUUAGAAAAGUGCCACGAACGCGUCUUUUCACCGGAAGGCACAGAAGUUGUUCCCCUCGGUCUUUAUGUCAUACGAGGUGAUAGCGUAGGAAUCAUUGGCCAGAUCGAUACAGAUGCAGAGGCAGAAAUGAACGUUGAAGAGUUACGUGCUGAACCUUUGAGUGCUACUAUACUCUAAUGUUACUCUUGGCUUGGUAAAUUUGUUCUUAAACGAACCACAAAUUGUAGGCGAUGGAUCGAUUCUUCUAAGCAGCACCAUAUAGAUCUCGUUUUCAUAACUCUCCC